Molecule: messenger RNA, 345 nt
Organism: Strongylus vulgaris
Lineage: Eukaryota; Metazoa; Nematoda; Chromadorea; Rhabditida; Strongylidae
Source: the annotation of a GenBank genome assembly
AUGAGAGACUGGGGUGCGUAUUACGCUGGUCAGGGACAUGGUUUGAUAAGAUUCUGGCUAGGAACAAGACCAAUGAUUGGAUGCCUCACACCGGAGACUGCAAAAGUAAUGGGACCUUUACGGAAUAUGGAUGAUCCACAAAAAGGAAACCUGUUGCAGAUGAUUCUAGAGCGUACGGAUGUGAUUACAAAAGGUGAAGAAUAUCAAAUACUCAUGCCAUGGCUCGGCACUGGUUUACUGAUUUCUACAGGUGAAAAAUGGCGCUUACGGCGAAAAAUUCUAACUCCGUCCUUCCACUUCAAAGUUCUCAACGAUUUUAUCUCAAUUUAUGACAGCCAGGCGAAG